This is a messenger RNA of Pelobates cultripes (western spadefoot toad), 888 nucleotides long. The record is from the annotation of a GenBank genome assembly. NCBI's taxonomy places the organism in Eukaryota, Metazoa, Chordata, Amphibia, Anura, Pelobatidae.
AUGGACGAUUCACCUGAUGGGUCAGUAGAUAUUACGGGUGAUCUGCCUGAUGGGUCAGUAGAUAUUACGGAUGAUCCACCUGAUGGGUCAAUAGAUAUUACUGAUGAUUCGCCUGAUGGGUUAGUAGAUAUUAUGGGUGAUCCGCCUGAUGGGUCAGUAGAUAUUAUGGAAGAUUCGCCUGAUGGGUCAGUAGAUAUCAUGGGUGAUCUGCCUCAUGGGUCAGUAGAUAUUAUGGACGAUUCACCUGAUGGGUCAGUAGAUAUUAUUGGUGAUGUUUUCCCUGAUGGAUCAGUAGAUUUUAUUGGUGAUGUGCCUGAUGAGUCAGUAGAUAUUAUAGAUGAUUCACCAGAUGGGUCAGUAGAUUUUAUUAGUGAUGUGCCUUAUGGGUCAGUAGAUAUUAUGGACAAUUCACCUGAUGGGUCAGUAGAUAUUACGGGUGAUCUGCCUGAUGGGUCAGUAGAUAUUAUGGAUGAGUCACCUGAUGGGUCAGUAGAUAUUAUGGAUGAUUCACCUGAUGGGUCAGUAGAUAUUAUGGGUGAUCCGCCUGAUGGGUCAGUAGAUAUUAUGGAAGAGUCACCUGAUGGGUCAGUAGAUAUUAUUGGUGAUGUUUUCCCUGAUGGGUCAGUAGAUUUUAUUGGUGAUGUGCCUGAUGAGUCAGUAGAUAUUAUAGACGAUUCACCAGAUGGGUCAGUAGAUAUUAUAGACGAUUCACCAGAUGGGUCAGUAGAUUUUAUUGGUGAUGUGCCUUAUGGGUCAGUAGAUAUUAUGGACAAUUCACCUGAUGGGUCAGUAGAUAUUACGGGUGCUCCGCCUGAUGGAUCAGUAGAUAUUACAGGUGAUCCGCCUGAUGGGUCAGUAGAUAUUAUGGAUGAUUCACCUGAUGGGUGA